Venturia canescens is the source of this 2660-nucleotide messenger RNA. RefSeq lists its product as uncharacterized. Bases 1 to 1536 code for a protein of 511 amino acids. The record is from RefSeq and is a predicted model, not a curated record. The transcript has 4 exons. NCBI's taxonomy places the organism in Eukaryota, Metazoa, Arthropoda, Insecta, Hymenoptera, Ichneumonidae.
AUGUCAAACAAUUCAGAAACCACGACUCGACUAGCAACCGACAGCGAGGACAACUUAACAUCAGAUGCGACUAACGAGACCAUGUAUACAGCCCUGUCAAAAGAAGAGUCGAUACCUACGAUGGAGAAUUAUGUGGACGAGUCCCAAGCAGUGGUUCUCGCGUCAGACUUGAAAAUCUAUCAACCAACUUUGGCAGGCGGCGAUGCAGCCAAAGAAACGUUGAGUCACGAAAAAUGGCCGUGCAAUGCGAAAUGUGAAUUGGAAGUCAAACCAAAAAUAGCGGCACUUGAGAAAGAGAGGAGGGAACUGGCUUUAAAGAGCAACGUAGAGAGUCUACAGCAACAAAGAUCAUUGCGAACGCGUUCAAGAAGAACCAACUCCACUUUCACCAAAGACGCUAACCUGAAUGACGCGGAAAACGUGGAUCCAGAGCUCGUUCGGACAAAGGACGAACCGAUUGUUGAUUUUACAGGUAGUUUCGAUUUUCCAGAUACAAAGCUGUCAUUGAAAUUGAACGAAACAAGAACUCGCUCAUCCAAGGUAAAAAAUAUUACAACAAAGUUUGCUGAUGCUGCGAUACUAGCUGAGCACAGGAAAGAUAAGGAUAAAGUUCCAAAUCCUCCUGACGCAUCGAAAGUUGUGAACCCCUGCUACAGAGGCUUAAAAAAAGGUGCAACUAAACCAUGGGAACUUGACUGUGAGAGAAACUCGCGAAGAAGAGAAUGCUGGGCCCGAUCAUUGGAUGACGAAGGCGUCGAUGAAAAAGCGGAAAAAAUGGAACAAAAAUAUAGCGAAAAACACGGACAGAAUAUGAAGGGUGCCAAGGGAAUAAAAUCCAAACAAAGAUUGUUAAAUCUUGAAGAACAAAACUCUUCCGACAGCUCGCUAAUAGACUCUUCAAAUGAAAGCCGAUCGAGGAGGCAAGAAGAGCAAGACUAUUCACAGAGUAAAAAGAGAACCUCCGAAAAGAGUCCGACGAGGAAACGGUUUAAGGAAGAGGAGAGGGAAGCCGGUCCGAGCGGCAUUCGGAAUCCUGAAAACGAUCACCGUCAUGAGCUUGACGAUGAUUUCAGUGACGACGACGUCGACAAUGCAUGGGAUGUUCUACCCGAAUCUCACCAGAACAGCAACUUGUAUCGUCGACCUGUCGACACUAAGAAACAACAAAUAAAUCGGGAUAAAACACGUUCCAAAAAAAAACUGACGGGAUCGAGAGUUCGGAUAUGGCGUGCCGGUUUGACAGCCGAUAUGGGAGAGCGAGACCCUCGUGUGAGGGGCAGCCCAUUCAGCAUCGAUGAACAAGAAAUAAUGAUAAAAUAUUUGCUUCAAAAUGGCAAAGUCCGUUACGCGAAGGGAUUAGUUGUAUGGAAGCAGCUGAUCCAUGACGGGUUGUUGCCGCAUACGACGCCGCAGUCGUUACACAAUCACUUUACAAAAAUUAUCCUUCCAAAAAUUGAAAAUUUUAAAAAAUUAACUGCCGUUGAGCUGCAAAUAUUUUUGAAUGUAAGGAAAGAGAAAAGACAACGCAAACGAUAAAAGUUGAGAAAAAUAUUUAAAAAAAAGAACUCGACAUAUAUAUUUUUUCACAUAAAAAGUAUUAUUUAUUCAAUUUAUUGUUUUUUGUUUUAUCCGUCGGUCAAGUACAUAACGCCGCGUUUUCAUUGCUACUUUGAGUAAGAGUUCUCUAGUCGAGAUUCGCCACGAACUCGUGACGAGCAAUUACGUAUGGCCAAUAAAUAAGUUUAAGCCUUGUCUGAACGAGCUCUCCUCGAGCUCUCGAUUGAAAUUCAAAAAUAAUCAAAGCUUUAAAAACAUGAAAAAAUAUAUAUAUAUUUUUUUUCUUUUUUAGUCAUAAGUUUUUCAAUAAAAUGUUGAACUCGCUAAAGAGCGCAUAAAAACGAUUGCGAGAGAGACGUUCAAGACUUUUAACAAUACACAUCGUGUUGAUCGAGAAGAAAGCCCUUGAGAAUGGAGAGAGUGGUAUAAAAUGAAAACGAUUGUUCUUAAAAGUGUGGAUGUACACGUGGACUCGUAGACGUUCAGCAGUUCGGAAAUUGUCCCUAUUCAGGUCUUUAUUUUGGGGAAACAUUUCCAUUGAGUACUUCAGUAUAUUUGCGUUGUUGAGUGGAAACGCCGUGGCAGGAUGCAACGAAGAUCCAGCGGGUUGAGCGAGCUUUCGCAGUUGCACUCUCGACGAGUUUCGAUGACAUUCUUUCCGGUUCGUUGGAAGCGGUGCAUUCACAUAAUUUUUUUCGCGUUCGAGCAGCAAUCGAUUUUCCUCAGUUUUUUUGUUUUUUUUUUUUCAUUCGGCGAAUAUCGAUCAGCGAAUCGAAGUUUUCACUGUCGCACUGUCUAGACUUGUUUCACUGUCUAGACUUGACGGGAAACUUGAGGUUUCCCGUCAAGUCUAGGACCUAGAGAGAACAAAAUUUCAUACUGUUUAAAAAUAACAAGGUUGAACGUUAUUUGCAAUAAGAGUUGCGAAUCAAAUGAAAUUUCUCUUAAUUUUGGAAUCGGUCUGUUUGAAUUUUAUUAGAGGAGAAUUACAAUAUGUACGUCGAUGUCCAUCUUUUGCUUACGAUUGGAAAUAAUUGAGCGUUGGAAAGAGAUUCGUAAUCGUAGUUUUUAGGUGAAUAAUAAAAAAAUGUUAUAUUUGGUGA